CUGCUGGAUGCUGGUGGGCUGCUAUCGCCUCUUCAAUUGACUUCGCCUUUCUCUCUUCCACCUCUCUUAGCUUCUCUAUAUCGUUUCAUUCAUUGUUUAAUAUUCUCCCUUUGUCGCCCAUCCCAUAUUCCGCGCGUUGCAGCCUUGCUCCAUCGUCAUCUCGCAUCCAUACUACCCCCGAGCAUACAUCGCCGCCAUGUCUCUCGAUCCACCAACCUACCUGGCCUCGCUGCAGAGCAACAUUCGCCAGCGGCCGAUUCCCUGGGACGGCGCCGUCCGAGCGGGCAGCCUUACGGAAGACCAGUUAUCCAAGAUCCGCGCCGUCGACAAGGCGAAGAAGCCCGAGCAGAGGAAGGAGAUUGUCACGGCAGACCUCGACGGAUAUCGACUGCUGUUUGUUGGCGGCAAUGGCAGCCCCAGCGUGUUGGAAAAGGCAGGAAAGAAUGCCAACCUUGUCCAGUAUAUAUUGGUUCUGCUAGCCGACCUGCUCGAUGCCGUACCGUCGCUCGCCAAGGCACUCUUAAAAUCUCCUGAGCCAUACCAGCAUUUCUUACCACUGUUCCGCGCCCACUCCAACGAAGACCCAAUCCCGCUGCUUACUGCACACGCCUUGUCGAAUCUCAUGGCUCUCGCGCAGGAUGAUUCUAGAGCCACCGUCCUCUCGCUUCCCCUGAUCUUUACCUACCUGUCCGGCCUGGCUCAGAGCUCCGAUGCUGGCUUGCAGGAUUUUGCUGUGCAAGAGUAUUCGUCCUUGCUGUUCGGUCACGUUCCCCGGGAACACUUUUGGAAGCAGCACACCGAGACCGUUGCGCCACUCGUCAGCAUCCUCCGAGCUGCUGCCGGCGUUGGCAAUGGAGGCGACUCAUCAGCUAGUCUCUGGAGCGGCACUACUAGCAUGCGCGGCUUUGAGGGCUCAUUGAGUGGAGGCGUUGGUCUGCAGCUUCUAUACCACGUUCUCAUGGUCUUAUGGCAGCUGAGUUUUGAAUCCGAGGAGAUUGGAGAUGAGCUGAAUGACGAAUACGAUAUUAUUCUUUUGUACACUCACCUUCUCCGACUAUCGCCCAAGGAAAAGACAACUCGGUUGAUUCUGUCCACUCUAUACCAUCUGCUCGAGAAGAACCAGAAGACCCUUCUCCCCACUGCCGUUCUCGCCCGCCUGCCUGCACUGCUGGAGAAUCUCAGUGGCCGUCAUCUCACUGACCCUGACUUGCUUGAGGACCUUCAGAGCCUGAAAGAGCUGCUCGAUGAAUACACCAAGACAAAGACUACCUUUGACGAGUACGUGGCUGAAGUCCAGUCUGGCCACCUCCGCUGGUCACCACCUCACCGCAGCACCGUCUUCUGGGCUGAAAACGCAAGAAAAAUUCUCGAGUAUCAGAACGGCGAGGUUCCUCGCAAGCUAGCCGAAAUCAUGCAAAAGCCCUGGGAUAACGAUAAGCAAGUUCUGGCUAUUGCAUGCAACGAUAUCGGCUGCCUUGUGAAGGAGGUCCCCGAGAAGCGAUCACAGCUAGAAAAGGUCGGCCUGAAGAGACGGAUCAUGGAGCUCAUGGCAUCCGACGAUGAGAAUAUUCGAUGGGAAAGUCUGCGUGCGUUGGGAGGAUGGCUAAAGUACAGCUUUGAAUCGAACUAAUGGAUGGGCCAUCAUUAUUGACCGGACCCUGCUAAUUUUUUAUUGAGUCCGUCUUGGCGGCAGAAGCGACUGUAUUCACCUAGAACUGGGGAGGAGCUCGACUUGUUCUUUAUUCUUGUUAUUUGUUAUUUUAUUUGGAUGCCUCUGUAGAUGCAGUAUCACUUGGGGCAUCGCUUGCGUUUGGCAUAACUCUGUACCUACCGCCGAGCUUGGGGAUUAGUUAGACCCUGGCUCUGACUGUGUAUGAUGACAAUAAAGACGCAAAAUUCUUG
Trichoderma atroviride IMI 206040 is the source of this 1902-nucleotide messenger RNA. RefSeq lists its product as uncharacterized. Gene Ontology annotation, molecular function: proton-transporting ATPase activity, rotational mechanism. Gene Ontology annotation, biological process: proton transmembrane transport. The record is from RefSeq and is a predicted model, not a curated record. Gene Ontology annotation, cellular component: fungal-type vacuole membrane; vacuolar proton-transporting V-type ATPase, V1 domain. Lineage: Eukaryota; Fungi; Ascomycota; Sordariomycetes; Hypocreales; Hypocreaceae.